AUGUCAAAUUAUAUAUUCUGGCCGAAUGAAUUACUGCGAAAGGAAUCAACACUCAACGAUGAGGAACUGAUUAUUAUAGCCAUCAAACUCAAAGACACAGAUUAUGUAGUAAUUGCUGUUGAACAAAUAUCUACCUUACGGGACGCCGUCGAACUAGGGUUUCCAUACGUUAUUUUAGGAAAUAGAGACCCUCAAGGAAAUUGGACUAUUAAUACUCCAAGCUUUAACAUUGUAGAAUUUGAAGUACCAAAAUUUAAAUUGAUGCAAUUUUAUUCGAUUGAGCCUAUUUCUUUGCUAUUAUCAAAGAAUACUGUGGUUGACAAUCCCAAUUUAAAAAAGAUACCUAAUAUAGAAAAGUUAACAUCUUAUGAAAGAUACAGGGCAAUGAAUUUUAAACUGAACAAAACUAUAGAUAUCAUUAACACAUACAACUCGACUUUGAAUGCAUUUCAUAAAUCAUAUCCGAUGAUUGGAAAGUCGAAGGAAAAUAAUGUAUCGGGUAUUACUUUAUUACAGAUAUGGUACGUCUCAACAGUUUUUCAUCGAUUAGUUUGCAAUGCUGCAUUUUAUGCAACGUUUGGUGCUUGUUACAUUGCAUACUAUGGUUCUGUCUUCUUGAGAAAUAUGACACCUACUCUUUUAAGGUUGUCUGCCACUGCAAAACAGAUUGAUCUUAGAUUUCAACAAAUCUGUUAUUUCCCAGUUCAAUUCAUGAAAAUUUACCAAACAAAAGUGCACGAUGAGACAAUUUCUGAAUAUUCUACACCGAAUCGUGAAAGUUCCACUAAUAAAAUAGAACUUUCUUGUAAAUAUUACCCAGAUUAUAUCAGGUUUUAUAAUACUCUAUGGCUAAUAGUAAACGACAUAUCAUUUGGGUUAAUGUUUGGAGCCGUAUUAAACGAAAAUCAUGACACAAUUGUAAAUACACUAAGUGAUGUUAUCAUGACAACGCUAUAUGAUAAAAUGAUUGAAGUGACGCACAUAUUGGCCAAUAAUCCAUUUGGUAUAAAACUUAAUCAUGAGUUGGCAUCUUUCCUUUCUGAACUUUUUUACUGGAUAAUGGAAUUUUCUUACAACUCCCUAAUCAGGUUUGCUAGUGAUAAAAGUAAAUUAAGUAUAUUCUUAACAAUUGUUACUAAGGUUUCAUGUGUAUUUGGUGCGUCUUUUGGUAUAUCGUUAAUUGUUGAUUUUUUUAGUUUGUUAUCGUUUCACAUAUAUCUGUUUUACCAUAUUAGUUGCAAAUUGUACCAUUGGCAAUUAAACACUCUAAUUAGUUUAUUUUAUCUAUUUUGUGGUAAAAAGAGAAAUGUUCUUAGAAAGAGAAUAGAUUAUGAUUAUUUUGAAAUUGAUGAGCUAUUAUUAGGUACAUUGUUAUUUAUCGUAUUGUCUUUCUUGAUGCCUACAGUGCUUUCAUUUUACAGCUCUUACACACUCUUAUGGGUAACAACCGUUUAUAUUUCGGUGUUUUUAACUUCUAUUAUUGGUCUAAUAAAUCAUUUUCCAUUGUUUGCAAUCUUACUUAGAAUAAAGGAUGCUAAACGUCUACCAGGGGGAAUCCUUUUAUUACCAAAAUAUCACAAAAAUGGGAGAGUCAUAUUGACAUUACACAAUAAUCCUUUAAAUGUUCCUGCAAUGUUUAGUCCAUUUUCACAUUCGAUGGGGAAGAUUAAAGAAUAUUACUUUUCUACAAUGACAUUUAAAAAUUUGUUAAGUGGUACAUCCAUUAAAGUACAAAUUAAUGAAUUAUACGAUAUUCUAUAUCUAUCACUACCUGAAGAACCACAAAAUGUGUCCCAGAUACUGUCUAAGUUAAAGAAGGGUCUUCCUUGUUAA
Molecule: messenger RNA, 1833 nt
Organism: Maudiozyma barnettii
Lineage: Eukaryota; Fungi; Ascomycota; Saccharomycetes; Saccharomycetales; Saccharomycetaceae
Gene: GPI1
Product: phosphatidylinositol N-acetylglucosaminyltransferase
Exons: 1
Coding region: 1-1833 (610 amino acids)
Biological process (GO): GPI anchor biosynthetic process
Cellular component (GO): membrane; endoplasmic reticulum
Source: RefSeq, a predicted model, not a curated record